AUGAAAACAUCUGAUCAGGCGACAGACCUCCAUGGCCAGUCAAAAUCUUUCGUCGAGUUAUUUUUGCAGAAAGCCCGUUCUGCCUUUACAUGGAAAAGAUCUCCUUACCAGCAUGAGUCCAUGAGAAGUCAUUGUGAAGCCAUCUCAAAAGCUUCCAAAAGUAGCAGACCUGGUGGGAAUUCCCUGCAUAAGGCGCCGGCAGGAGUGCCAUCUUCGUCAGCGGUGAGAUCUCGAAGUGGUUUCUCUCGUGGUGGAGAAGAAGACGAAGUCACUGCUCCUACAGAGAUUCCGCAUCACAUAAGGAAAGAAGUCAAGCUUAAAAUGUUAAGGCAAUUUUCGAAAAUAAUGGAACUUUCUGAUCAUCAGGCGACAGCCCUGCAUGGCCAGUCAAAAUCUUUUGCCAAGUUCUUUUUAGAGCAUGCCCUUUCUGAAAGAUCUCCUCACCAGCAUGAGUCCAUGAGAAGCCAUCGUGAAGCCAUCUCAAAAGCUUCCAAAAGUAGCAGACCUGGUGGGAAUUCCCUGCAUAAAGCGCCGUCAGGAGUGCCAUCUUCGUCAGCGGUGAGAUCACGAAGUGGGUUCUCUCGUGGUGGAGAAGAACACGAAGUCGCUGUUUCUACAGAGAUUCCGCAUCACACAAGGAAGGAAGACAAGGUCAAAAUAUUAAGGAAAUUGUCGAAACAACACCCAACAAGCGAGGUUGCUCUCAAAAUUGCUUUUUUUGUUGAGUCCUUGAAUGCUUCGAAUCAUAUUACGGAAGAGAUAAUUAAAAAGUGCAAAGAAGGAGAACAGAAGUUGGAAGAUGGAUUGUUGCUAGUUAAACAAGCACAACAGCGGUUGGAUCUGCUCUUGACGGAGAUUUAUGAUUGA
Messenger RNA from Dovyalis caffra, 867 nucleotides. The record is from the annotation of a GenBank genome assembly. Lineage: Eukaryota; Viridiplantae; Streptophyta; Magnoliopsida; Malpighiales; Salicaceae.